Molecule: messenger RNA, 3729 nt
Organism: Cynoglossus semilaevis (tongue sole)
Lineage: Eukaryota; Metazoa; Chordata; Actinopteri; Pleuronectiformes; Cynoglossidae
Product: arrestin domain-containing protein 3-like
Exons: 8
Coding region: 821-2059 (412 amino acids)
Biological process (GO): protein transport
Cellular component (GO): cytoplasm
Source: RefSeq, a predicted model, not a curated record
UUAAGUAUAAUCAAACACACACUGUAUGUUCUUUUUAUAUAUCAUUGGGUUUUUUUGCAUUAUUUUAAGUAUGUGCAGUUCAUGCAUGGCUGGUCUUUUUCUUUAAGCAGCUCAUACUGGAGAUCGUUUGCCUUCAUCCCUUGGCUGUUACACCAACCAUCUCAAUGUCCUCCAUUACCAUGUCCAUGAAUCUUCUCUGGGGUCUUUCUCCUUUUCGUACCUGCAGCAGUGUCUGAUAACACUUCUACGGCCAUUGUCAGUAAAAUGUGAUUUUUAAAAAAUAUAUAAUUUUCCUUUUUGCUUGAGUGGGGUCUUCAAAUGACUGCGACUGGCUUUCCUCUUCUCUCUGACAAUGAUGGUAUCUCAAGGCAUAGAGAGGUGAAACCCAGAAUGACUUUGAUGGACGUUUCUUUGUGCAGCCUUUCAGCUGUUUGGUCAAACUUGUCAGCCGUCGCCACUCACUUCUCGCUUGGUCCAGAAGACGGAAGGAGGGGGCAGUGAAGUCCUGCGCGUGCGCAGAAAGUUGUUUUUCCAUACAGCCGAGUCGCUUAAAAUGAGGAGAGCAGCUCCUCUCUCUUGUCUUUGACCAUCAAGAGAGGCGGGUGACAACAGCAGCUAGUGCUGUUACUCAGCCUUCACAUACACAUCUCAAUGAACUGCUCACAAAGAAGCCACUGAUCGUGCCUACUGUUUUGUGCAGGGCAGAGAUACAAAUCGGUGUAUCUUCAACCUGCAUCCCCUUUUUUUAAAAACUUCAUGAGAUUAUUUUUUCAUAGACUCUUUUUGUAACUUCCUGGCGUAGCUUGUCUCUUUUUCCACCAUGGUGCUAGGAAAAGUAAAGGGUUUCACUGUAAGCUUCGACUGUCAAAAUGACAGCAACGUCCCCGUCUUCUCCAGCGGGGACUGUGUCUCAGGUAGAGCGAUCAUCGAAGUGACGGGAGAGAUCCGAGUCAAGUCUCUCAAAAUCCACGCAAAGGGGUUCGCAAAAGUUCGCUGGACUGAGUCGAGAAACGCUGGUUCCAACACUGCCUACACACAAAAUUAUACAGAAGAAGUGGAAUAUCUAAAUCACAAAUACAUCUUAAUUGGACACGAAAGAGACGAUGACAACUCAGAGGAAGGACUCACCACUAUCCAUUCAGGAAGACAUGAGUAUGGAUUCAGCCUCGAGCUUCCACAGACACCUCUGGCUACCUCUUUCGAAGGGAAGCAUGGCAACGUGCGCUACUGGGUAAAGGCAGAACUUCACAGACCUUGGCUUCUGCCGAUGAAGACCAAGAAGGAAUUUACAGUCUUUGAGCACAUUGACAUCAACACUCCACUAUUGCUGUCACCACAGGCCGGCACAAAGGACAAGACACUUUGCUGUUGGUUCUGCACCUCAGGUCCUAUUUCCCUAAGUGCCAAAAUUGAAAGGAAGGGAUACACCCCAGGAGAGUCAAUCCAGAUCUUUGCUGAGAUUGAGAACUGCUCAUCCCGCAUAGUGGUGCCAAAGGCAGCCAUCUACCAGACUCAGACUUUCUAUGCCAAAGGAAAGAUAAAGGAGGUCAAGCACCUGGUGGCUAACCUGCGGGGAGAGUCUUUGUCCUCAGGCAAAACAGAUACUUGGAAUGGCAAGAUGCUGAAGAUCCCACCUGUGUCCCCAUCCAUCCUGGACUGCAGCAUCAUCAGAGUGGAGUAUUCACUCAUGGUAUAUGUGGAUAUACCUGGGGCUAUCAAUCUGUCUUUGACCCUGCCUCUGGUCAUUGGAACCAUUCCUCUCCACUCCUUUGGUUCCCGUACUUCCAGUGUCAGCAGCCAGUGCAGCAUGAGCUGGCUGGCCAUGGGUCUGCCAGAGAGACCAGAAGCUCCUCCAAGCUAUGCAGAAAUUGUGACAGAAGAGCAGCGGCAGAGCAGCCUUGAUGUCCCCGCCGCCCGUGAGGAGCUGGACGGACCUCUCUUCGCCUAUAUUCAUGAAUUCCGUUUCCAGCCACCUCCCCUGUACUCUGAGAUUGAUCCUCAUCCAGAUCAUGCCAGGCGCACUGAGGAGCGCAGACUCAAUGCCUGUCCUUCUCGCUGAAGGGUGUCUUUAAGAAUUUCCCUGACCAUCGCAGUAACCCAUUUCCGGGGCUCAGCUUUGUUUGUACAUCUCCAACUACGGCAAUGCUGUUGAUAGUGGUGAAGUAAACAAAGUCCAUGACCAACCAACAGAAUCUUGGACAAAUAACUACAGUUGAGUUUGGUGGACAGAUCUGUUUCUGCCCUCCCUUGGUGGCACAAACAGGAACUAUGAGUGUGGAGCUAUAGCUUUUUUCCUGUUUUAGGCUGCUGAGGGUAUGUGCAGAUAAACACAUUUAGUCUGUACGAGAUGAGGAAAAUCACCCAAACGUUGCCAGUUUCGCAGUGAUGUAAAGGAAAAGGUCACAGAGGCCCACCCCACCACACUUCUUUCACUCUGUCUUUCUGUCAUCCCUGAUUCUUCUGCAGUCAUGGCACUUAUGGACUCACACAAAGGGCUGGAUGAAUCAUGUCCAGGCUGAAUCAUGGAAAUGGAGAGCCAAAAAUAACAACGUUCUAACCACCAUAGUCUAUAUUAAUGAAAGUUUUUCACAAAGGCAGUGGUGACAAGUGCAAAGACUAGGUCCUCCUGCCUCAUUGGGAUUUUGUUUUGCACAUUCUAUUCUUUACUUGACUUGUGUGGCUCUGUUUAAUUAUAUAUGUAAAAAAAUCACUAGUAGUUUGGUUUUCAGCCUUUGUUACCACCAGAUUGAGACAGUGGGCUAACUUUUAGAACUUCACUUAAGUGAUAACAGAUUUUUUCUUAGAAAAAAAAACUGAAAAGGUCAAGAACAAUGCACUGAAUUUGUGAGAGUUUUUCUUUCUCCUUAUGACAUUUCUCAGUGACCCACAACAACUAGACUGGACUUUUACAACAGCUGCAGCACACUGUUUUCAUCUGGAAACUUUCUUUGAAGUAAUCUUGCCUCCUUAACCUGGAUCCAAGAGUGGGUUCCCUCAGUUAUUUUUAGUUUAGUUGUUAUUGUUCUUGGAUUUAGCUCCAAUUAUAGAUUUUUUUUUUCUUUUUUGUGUUGUGGUUGCCCAAGAUUUGAACUACUUACUUUUUAUACUUAAAUAAUAGCAGACAAGGUUUGUUUUUACUUUUGUGUAAGUGAUAGUGUCACAUUAUGGAGGGACUCCCCUCAUCCUCAUGGCCUGCACUCCCUCUACUCCUAAUCUCAGGGGAAGCCAAUUUUGCAUUACUGCCCAAAAAGCACUGUCUCAGGUGGUCGUCUCACAUGUCAAACAGUUGGUGAAAAGAGAAAGAAAAUGUAAUAGGUUUUUCAUUUAAGUUGCACUGUUUAAAAAAAACUUUUUUUUUUAACUUACUAAAACUGAGAUGAGACGUGGAGAUGCAAGGCAGCUUUCUGAGAUGAUUCACAUUCCAUUUUGUCCUGCUACACUCGCCCUAGUUUAUCCACCCACUAGUAAGACUUUUUUUUUUUUACCAGACCGGUGCAACCAGAAUGUUCUGUUUUUUUUUUAAAAAAAGGAGGAAAUGAUGAAAAUGGUGGAAUUGCAUUGCUUCUGCAAAACAGGAGCAAACCCAGCACAUGUAAAAAGCUGGGGACGUUACUAGACUUCUGUUCAGACUGGUCAGAACAAGUAGAAGUAAAAGUAGGUUGAAACGAGUAAUACAUUGGUUUUCUAACUCGCUCAGCAACAACCAGACCAGCUAUAACAGAGGUUUGU